Messenger RNA from Pyrenophora tritici-repentis Pt-1C-BFP, 1983 nucleotides. RefSeq names its product tRNA A64-2'-O-ribosylphosphate transferase. The record is from RefSeq and is a predicted model, not a curated record. Lineage: Eukaryota; Fungi; Ascomycota; Dothideomycetes; Pleosporales; Pleosporaceae. Gene Ontology annotation, biological process: charged-tRNA amino acid modification. Gene Ontology annotation, cellular component: cytoplasm. Gene Ontology annotation, molecular function: tRNA adenosine(64)-2'-O-ribosylphosphate transferase activity.
AUGUCUCAGCCCUUGACUGAGGCAGACAUCAUCUUUCCACACCUCUCCAAUACACCAAAUCUCUCCAGCACACUUUCAUCCCUACGCCGCUCGACACUGUCCACACACAACCGUCUUACCUCGAUAAUAUCUGACAGCAAUUUUGUCACAACGGUUGCAUCCGCGUACGAUCUACCGUUAGUAGCUAAUGAACGCUGCGGUAGCUGGUAUAUCCCGCCGUCCCAAAAGUCCGGAUCAGUCUAUUUCAAAAGUACAGACGGCCAUAUGGGUGAAUGGAGCUUUAGUCUAAGAAGACUGAACUUGCAGUUGCUGGAUGUAGUAGGAAAAUGGGGCGGGGCAGUUGUUGUGGAUAGUACGAGGAGAGGCAAGAGUAUGCCUGACGCCUUGAGCAAGACAACACCGAUUUGGUGUUGUGUCAUGAACAGAGCUAUUUUUGGCGAGGAGAAAAAGCAAGAGACGAGCUUGUUCACGCCGCCACAGGCUGUGAGCGAAAGUGAGCAUGCGCAGAUGGAGAAGAGGAUAGAUGGUUUUGUAAGGCAAUUCUUGGAAAUCUGCAAACCCAACAUCCCAGAUCUACGUAGUAAACUGCAAAAGCCACUUCGACCUAUCUGGAUUACGCAAAAGUCUUCUCUCCCCGAGUCACCACCUUCUUUCCCGGAUUUCCAUCCUAUCGUGCUUUGCACGGCAUCACGACGUGUCCACGGCGCAGAAGCAUCAGAAAGCGGAUACAUCCAGGGUGCUGCCGACGACCACGAGGCAUGGUCUCACGGCCUAACGUCACCGCUAUUCUGGAAACACAAAGACGCAUUGAUAACUACAAGCGAAGAAGAUGCCCCUGCCCUAAUUAAAAAGCUCAUCUCUUCAGAGAAAGCCAGCAACGCAAUCGCAACCCUAAUCAACCCCACAACUCAAAUCUACAUCUCCCCCAGCUCAAACAUAGAACUCAAAACCUUCGACACCGUAAUCGGAGCCACCCCCACCCCCUUCUCCCCCGAUGAGAUCAAACGCGCAGGCGUAAGGAACUACCUCCACCUCCCUUGCCAACCCGGGAAACUCGGCUCUCGCGAUCUCCGCACCCAACUCCCUCGCCUCAUCCCCUUCAUCUCCUCGCUCUCUUAUGAAGUUGGGAAGAUUUUACUUUGCUGCCCAACAGGCAAAGAUCUCUCUGUCGGCACAGCGCUAGCACUGCUCUGCCUCUACGCCAACGACACGGGCGUUCUUGAUACCGGAACCCCGCGCCCGGCAAGAGAGAUAGGGAAGGCGUUUAUUAAACAGCGGUUGAGUUGGAUUACGACGAGUGAUCCGGCGUUGAAUCCUAGUCGCUCGACGUUGCAGAGUGUUAAUGCUGUGUUGUUGGAAAGUCGGGAUCCUAAAGGUAGUAUCCCCAUACCGCUUAGACCGUCAAGCAUACCACUCUCAUCCCCUUCCCCACGACAAUCCCUCCCAUCCACCAUCUUCACAACCCUACAAUCGCCCACGACCAACGACCCAGCACCCUGGCUCUUCACACGCACACUAACCUCAGCCCUCCCCACGCACCCGUCCGGCCGCGUAACAGGGACCGCAACAUUUACACUUUGCCCUCUGCCCGCUAACUUCCCGCCUACGCUGUUGUAUGCGGAGGAGGGCGCGUUUGUUACGGAUACGGGGGUGGAGUUUGGGGUCAGGAAGAGGUAUGUGUAUCAACUGAAAGGCACGGAUGAUGAGGAUGGAGGAGAGUACAUAUCCGUCUCCUUUUUCAACGACGAAGCGAUGCCACGGUCGAGUAUUGAAGAUGGUGUUGGAGGGAAGGGGGAGGGUGUUGGGGGGUUAUUUGUUGAGAUGGGUGAGCUUAUUCCUACUACUGCAAACCCAGGGGUAGAUAUGGUGGAGGGGAUGUUGCAGGCGAAGAACAAGGAAACGCAUCUUUGUGCUCAGGACUUGUAUACAGCGAGUUGGAGUUUUGGAAGGGGUUGGGGUGAGGCCGAUGAUGGGGGUAUGUAG